Molecule: messenger RNA, 2886 nt
Organism: Schistosoma curassoni
Lineage: Eukaryota; Metazoa; Platyhelminthes; Trematoda; Strigeidida; Schistosomatidae
Source: the annotation of a GenBank genome assembly
UUUCAAAGUCACCAAAGCUAUCAUUUUAUUUAACUUAUUGAUCAAGCACAGGCUAAUAUUCAGUCCUUUCAGCCUAGAAGGGUUACCCUAAGACUCAAGAAAGCCACUUGAGCGACACUGUCUGUCAUUAAGUGGCGUACCAAAGAAGUAUAUAUACUGGUCGAGUCAGGGCUCAUGAGAACUGUAAUGGAAAUUGGUGGCUUCAAGUGACGUUAGUUGGAGUUCUCUAUUUUCCCCAUGUUAACUGUCAUAGACAGGCUUUUAACAGUAACACUCAUCGUAUGAGAUUUCGGGAGUUGAUAAUCUACCAGGAGAUUCUACUAUGGACUUAGAAUACGCAGAUGUAGUUACGUUUGGUAAGGACGCUAAAAAACCCAGGAUCUUCUGAAUAUCUUAAACAACAGUAAUAACAUGUUUCAGAUGCGGUUCUCUCCAUUUAAAUGCAAAAUGUUGCUUUAAGACGGGUCUUCAUCAACCCCUGAACUAAGGAUAGGGAGUCAAGUAGUUGAGUGCGUCGACCAUUUUAUUUAUUUCAAAAGUCCGAUCAGCCCUAUUGGGUUGAUACUUGAUGAAAUUUCGACACAAAUCCAAAACUGUUGCCGUUUGCCAACUUGCAUCACUUAUAAAGUAGAUGAGAUAUCCGUCCACUAACCGAAGAACAAGUUUGCUGCUCAGUAGUUCCCUGUGUUUUACCACAUUUGUUUGAAACAUGACCAUUAAGAAUAGAGGAUAUUCGUUUGUUACCAGUAUUCGACUAUAGGUUUCUUUGAAGCAAUGCCCGGGUUAGUGAUAGAAUAUUAGGUAGGAAUGCAAAUCUAUUGAUGAGGUAAUCUUUUUCGGUUAAGAUGGUCAGAACAGAAUAUGUAUAGUCGUCCACCUACUACGUUGAGAUGCGAUAAUUUCUAGUGUAGGAGUAGACUGGAAAGAAAUUGGGAAUGUUCAGACCAAAAAACGGUAUCAGUCCAUGAGUAUGUUGACUUUUAAACUGGGUCAUGUUAGCAGGUGCACACUACCUAGUUGUGGUCUACGUGAUUAUCGUAACCAGUGGUUAGAGGCUUUGGGUGACAUGGCUCAGGAUCGUUCGCAGUAAUCCAGGUGCCUUCCUUUGGGUCAUUAGCUGCUAAAUCACUUUUUAAAUUGUUUUUGUUCCACUAAUCUAUAUUUUCUGGGAUCGUAUCUUCGAUGCCUAAUCUCUUUUAUCACCACUAAUACUGUUACUACGUCUACUACUCUGUUAUUCCCCCCUGACAAUUUUAUUCCACUGUCCCAGUGGAGUAUGGCAAUUUGAUCUGUUGCACAUAUGUUCUAUAUUGCAUAUGACGGACUAGCUAUUAAAUGUCAUCUCGAAGCAUGAUGUCAACUACCUGUAUAUAUUUAUCUAUGUGAAUUUAAUUCUUACCAUCGCAGCAGUUUUCAUAUAAUUGUUUCUUAGCUCUAAAAUUGUCUGGGAAAGCCAAGUUAUGAAUAUAAGCUGAACGGUACGAGUAGUUGCAGUAAAUUAGAAUUCGUUGGUUCAUUCAAGAAAAUCCCAUGCAGAUUCGUCUAAAAACAUCUUCGUCAGCUACGCUCAUUAACAAUAUCAAUUGAAAUAUUCAAAAGAACUAGCAAGAGAUAAGAUUGAAAAUAUGCAUUUGUCAACAAAAGAAUCUCAUCAUGUUUUGUCUGAGGAGAAUAACCAGUUCACUCAAAAAGACUAUAGUGAUGACCAUCCAAUAAAUGAUGACCAUCAGACAGUCGUCGUUGGUGGUAUAUUCAGUCCUGUGUCCAAUCUGUAUGAAAAGAAAGGUCUCCUACCAGCUUCUAUACGCGUCGAGCUUACACGAUUAGCCUGUAUUUCUGCAUCCGACUGGUUGGCCGUAAGCAAUUGGGAGUGUUCACAAUCAAGUUGGUUAAGAACUCGAGUGGUCUUAGAUCACAUUUAUAGUGUCUUGAAUAAUACGUACUCGAAUUUAAGUAACAAUGACGAAACCGAAAUUGACUCAGUUCCAAGAAAAAAGACUUGCUUCGCACCAAGCAAUUUUUAUCCCACUGAUCGUUUAAUUAAUGAAGACCACGAACAAACGAAACUUUCAUCACUAGAAGGCAUGGCGACUGACCUCUGGCUUAAGAGUUGCUUUCAUCUUGACUCUCUUAUUGAUGUUAGUAACAUAAAAUGUAGCGAAAAUCAAGUACAUAAUGCUAAUGAUGAUCAUUUCAACAGCAAUCUCUUCACUUCAUUAUCAUCUGUAGAUAGAUCAUGUUACUGUCGCAAAAACAAUACCUCAAACGUUUUGCUAUCAAAGCCUUGUGUGAAAUUAGUUUGUGGUGCUGAUCUUCUGGAAUCAUUCAAAACUCCAAAUUUGUGGUCAGCAGAAGAUAUUGAAACGAUCGUUCGUGACUAUGGUAUAAUUUGUAUUAGUCGACCUUCAUAUGAGCCUUUAAAAAUUAUCAAUGAAUCAAAAAUUUUGGGAAAAUAUAAGGAUAAUAUAAGUUUAGUGAUAGACAAUUGUCAGAAUUCACUAAGCUCUACUUUCGUACGUCAUGCUUUAUCAAAUGGUAAAAGUGUACGUUACCUCGUUCCAGAUCGUACUUUGGAAUAUAUUUAUACACAUAAAUUAUAUGAUGCCAAAAAAAGAUGUGUUAAUUUACUUGAAUCGAAGACUAGAACAGAAGUACAACACUAAUUACCAAAGAUUUCAUGGUGCAUUUUUCAAACAGUUGAAUCAUUUGAUUAUUCUUGACAACAUAAAAUUGUAAAUACACCUUGAUAUACGUAUAUUACUCAUGUUGAUUGGAUUAAAUUUCUUGAAAUUAUGCAAUUACUUCAUUUUAUGAUUCUAUCCUGUAAAAUGAUCUACUUAUCACGCUAUCAUUUGAAAUAAACUUAUACAAUUAAUUUGCUACUCA